UACACAUCUGAGUUGUGCGCAUGCGUGGAAGAACUUGUCAGCCCCAUAACUAGUUUCAUUUUAAGUGCAUUAACAUGAAGGCGUCGUCUUGUUCUUGUACGUUUCUUACGUGUUUUUUCAUCCUUCUAUUGUUCGACUCCUAUUCGACUCUGGGCGUCCGGGCAUCUUUGCUUCUUCGGUCCCCAAAAAAAAGAGAAGCCCAACAAUGUCCCGACGGACUGUACCAUCAUGGCACAAUCGCCUGUUGCCUGUGUGCCAUAGGUCAGCGUCUGGAGCAACAUUGCCUUGCUGGUAGUCCAGAUAAAACGGAAUGUGAUCAGUGUGAGUCGGGCACAUACAACAGCCACCCAAACCAGGACAGAAACUGCCAACGCUGCACAUCCUGCUCACACACCAAUGCCAAUCUGGAGGUGGAGACGCUCUGUACUGUAGCCAGAGACACCAAAUGCCGGUGCAAAACCCACCACUAUUGCAUUAGUGCCAAUGAUCAAGACUGUAAACUUUGCAGUCCUUGUACAGAAUGCGGUAUGGAAGGCAUCAAAGUAGCCUGCACAGCCACCAAUGACACAGUGUGCAAUGCUCAAUUAGAAAGGAGAAAUCAUGUAUGUACUGGAGUUGCCGUAGCUUGUGUGUUGUUCGUUAUAAUUUUAGUUGUUUUAAGAUACCAGAGGAACAGGAAACAGCGACGGAGCAACCGACAGAGCUCCAACAAUCCAACAACAUUUGAGGUGGAGAUGCAGUCAAUUAGCCUUCCAGACACUGACCCUAUUCGGCACCUGCCCGCUGUCGCAGAAGUGCUUGGGUGGACGACUAUGGCCAACGUGGCAAGACGGAGCGGGAUGAGCCCGAUCGUUAUUGACAGCUGCGAACUGGACUAUCCGCGCAACAGUCAGGAACAGACGCUGCAGCUCCUGAGGAAGUGGGUGGAGGAGCAGGGCAUGGACGCCAUGAAAAAGUUGAUACAAACCCUGACCAAUAUCAAGCAGAAUUACACAGCACAGAGGGUUUUGGCUGUUUUAUCCAAUGUUUAAAUUUGUGUGAAUUUAGCCAGUAUAUUUUUUUCUCAAUGUUGUUUUACAAUAUAGGAAAUGUUUGACCUAAGAACUCAGCCGAUGGAGAAAGCCACCUUUUAUGUGCAAUCUACGUGAAUUAAGUAGCAGAACAAUAUGGGUCGAAUUGUUUACAUGGGGUAUCUUUGUGUGUGUUCUUAAAAUAUAUACGUCUCUUUCAGCACUUGAACUUUCAAAAUGACCUAAAAGUUGUCCCUCGCCAUAACACAGUUCACUUUCCGCGGUCUCGCAGUAUCGCAGAUUUUUAAAUUGGAGGUAAUGUUUUUAAUUUUCUAUCUGAGAUUUUUGGCUAUAACCAAGGAUUUUGCAGUGAUCAUUUUUGCACACGGACUGUAACUGUGGAAUGUAUGAGCCGGGAAUAAAAAAUGUGUAAAAGACAAGAGAA
Messenger RNA from Phycodurus eques (leafy seadragon), 1455 nucleotides. Its product is annotated as tumor necrosis factor receptor superfamily member 6-like. The record is from RefSeq and is a predicted model, not a curated record. Bases 75 to 1031 code for a protein of 318 amino acids. Gene Ontology annotation, cellular component: external side of plasma membrane; membrane raft; CD95 death-inducing signaling complex. Gene Ontology annotation, biological process: negative regulation of apoptotic process; extrinsic apoptotic signaling pathway in absence of ligand; necroptotic signaling pathway. Gene Ontology annotation, molecular function: protein binding; tumor necrosis factor receptor activity. Lineage: Eukaryota; Metazoa; Chordata; Actinopteri; Syngnathiformes; Syngnathidae. The transcript has 9 exons.